CCUUCCUUUGUCCUCACUUAGGUCUUGAUAAUUUUUAGUGAUCAAUUUGUCAUCUUUUUAUAUACAAUUCUUAGUGAUUUCAAAUACCCAUUUUCCAUUUGAAUUCUAUACUGAUAAACCCCAUAUAGUGCUUUUGGCUUAACUCUUUCCAAUUCACCAAAAAAAAAUGGAUCUUUUUCCACUUUUGUUACUGAAGAUUGAAUCUUUUGGCCAUUUGUCAUUGAAGAUGGAGUCAUUUUGCUCUUUUGGUACUGAAGAUUGGAUUUUUUGCUCUUUUGUGCCUGAAAAUUGAAUCUUUUCUUUUGUCACUAAAAAUUGAAUAAUUUCCCACUUUUUGUCACUGAAGGUUGAAUCUUUUUGCUCUUUUGUCAUUCAAGAUUGUAUCUUUUUCCACUUUUAUCAUUAAAGAUUGAAUCUUUUUUCACCUUUGUCACUAAAGAUUGAAUCUUUUGCCACUUUUGUCACUAAAGAUUGAUCCCCAAAUGGAGAAAGUUAAAGAUUGGGAUAAAGAAACUCUAAUCACUGAGCUUACUCAAGGGAAAGAGUUUGUAAACCAGUUUGAUCCUCUGGCUUCACCAGAGGAAUGUGAUUUACUUCUUGAGAAAAUACUUUCAUCACUUGACAAAUCAUUGUCAAUUUUGAAUUGGAAGGUUUUUAAUGGAACAAAAUACCCUUUUUCUUCUACUACUUCAUCAAUUCCUGCUCAAGGCCAAAAUAAGAAAAGAAAGAAAAUGCAGCAAUGGAGUAAACAAGUUAAAAUAUCUGGGACAGGGCAUGAAAGUUUCAAUCAUGAUGAUGGUUACAGUUGGAGAAAAUAUGGGCAGAAAGACAUUUUAGGAGCUAUUCAUCCAAGGGCUUAUUACAGAUGCACUCACAGGAAUACACAAGGCUGCUUAGCAAUAAAACAAGUUCAAAAAUCAAAAGAAGACCCUGUAGUCUUUGAAGUCACAUAUAAAGGAAUGCAUAGUUGCAAAACCUCACAAUCAUCAAUAUUCAUUUCAUAUGAAAACAAAAAGCCAAAUCAGUGUCAAAUAAAGAAACAAAAAGUUGAAAAGUUGAAUACUAUCAAAGAAGAACCUGUUCCUUUCACCCCACUAAAAUGUGAAAGUCAAAAUGCCCAAUUCUUUGCCAAUUCAAUAGAGCCAUUUACAUCAGAAUCCAUCUACUUGUCAUUGUUGCCUACUGAUCAAGAAGAGGAGUUUGAGAUGGGCAAGAUUUUGCAAAGCUCAGAAUCGGAUCAUAUUGAGUUUAGCUCGACGCCAACUUCAGUAAUUGAUUCGCCAUUCUGCGCAGACUGGGAUUUAUCAAUGGAUGGUCAACUUGAUAUUCAAGAUCCUAACUUGAUGAUUGACAUUUCUGAAUAUUUCACUGAAUUUGAUAGUAGUACGUAACAACGUCAGGAAUUCAUGUAAGGGAUUCAUACUAUGCCAGAGUGUCACACCUAGGAUUUGAACCUGUGACCUAUAAUCGGGUCAUAUUGAGUGUUUUUCGAUACCUAACUUGAGAGCCAACUCUUUGAAAAAUUAUACUAUUUAUUUUUUUAAAAGAUUUUAUUCAAGUUGUUAAUUA
Solanum dulcamara is the source of this 1569-nucleotide messenger RNA. Its product is annotated as probable WRKY transcription factor 30. Gene Ontology annotation, cellular component: nucleus. The record is from RefSeq and is a predicted model, not a curated record. Lineage: Eukaryota; Viridiplantae; Streptophyta; Magnoliopsida; Solanales; Solanaceae. The coding region runs from base 483 to 1391 and encodes 302 amino acids. Gene Ontology annotation, molecular function: DNA-binding transcription factor activity; transcription cis-regulatory region binding. The transcript has 3 exons. Gene Ontology annotation, biological process: regulation of DNA-templated transcription.